Molecule: messenger RNA, 1745 nt
Organism: Maniola jurtina (meadow brown)
Lineage: Eukaryota; Metazoa; Arthropoda; Insecta; Lepidoptera; Nymphalidae
Product: mitochondrial fission process protein 1
Exons: 4
Coding region: 366-821 (151 amino acids)
Biological process (GO): mitochondrial fission
Cellular component (GO): mitochondrion
Source: RefSeq, a predicted model, not a curated record
UGUCACAUGACACAUCAUUAAAAAAUUAAAAUUGAGCGCGAGAUUUUUAAUUUUAUUGCAAACUAUUAUAAUGUAAAUUAAAAUUUAAACAAAUUACACUGAUCAGUGUUAAAUUUUGUUCAAUUACUGCUCUGCCGUGCCGUGAGUCAUGUUAUAAAAACUUAGCUCCUACCUUGGCUCCUACUCGAAGAUCCAAAUGUUGACUUUGGGUGUUACCUAACCAUUCCCUAGAUAAGAAAGUUUUCGGUUAAUAAUCUAGCCCUAAUUUAGUGCUUAUGUAGGUUAACUGUGUGUGCUGGAAGCUGAAUCAUCUAGACUUCUAGAGUGUACGAAUCUUAUCAAUUGAGUAAUUAAAUUUCAUCACGAUGGCUGAACGUGAAAAGGAUUUAUUUCGCGACACCUGGGUACGAUUUAUUGGUUACUCCAACGAGGUGGGCGAGUCCUUCCGUCCGGUGGUGCCGGUCAAGCUGGUGAGAGCCACGUACGGUGUGGCCUUCGCGUACGUCCUGGCAGACACUGUGGACAAGAGUUGGAAGAUGUUUAGGAAAGGUGGUGGACCAAAGAAAGUUUUUGUGGAAACCGGUGAUGCACUAAUUUGGCAGACGUUGGCUUCAGUGGCAAUACCAGGUCUAGUUAUAAACAGAAUAUGUCAUUACACCCAAAGGUAUCUAGAGAAGAAUGUACCAAAGAUAACCCAUGCCCCAAGGAAAGUGGCAGCAGUAGCGGUCGGCCUGGCUUCCAUACCCAUCAUUGUAUACCCCAUAGACAAGGGAGUCUCUCUUCUCAUGGACGUCACUUAUAGGAGGUGGUACCAUAUGUAACGAUGCAGGGCUCUCUCUGUUACAUAAUCCCAUACAAAUGACAAAGACAAAAAACUCAUUUCAUCUCAGUCAUUUCCUGUUUUUUUUUAGCAAUGUAUUUUGAUACAAUUUACACGAAAAUGUGACUGAGUGAUUCUGACAUAAUCUCUAAAGUAAACAUAACUAAAAUAUAUUGCUAUCUUUUUCAUAAUGCUCCCUGUGGAAAAGGAUAGCUUUAGAUUUAGUCCUGUCGGUUUUUAGUUUAGAAAUUACAACAGAAUAAUAAGUGUGAGUCAAAUGUCUCGUAUUGUAGGACACCAAUCUACAGUGUGAAAAUUAUGUAUACCUAUGCCAUAUUAUUUUUAGGAAAAUUAUAAAUUUUUGUGAUAUAAUAUAGUAAUUUUGUGAGAAAAUAGUGUAAAAAUGUUUAAAAUGAUAAAAGACAUUAGUUUAAAGAUUUAAUAUGAUAUAGCUCAACGUAGAUCGAUUAAGUUACGCCAUGUAGAAAAUUCUCGCCGAAUUAAGUAGCAAUAUAAUACCAUCUGUUAGUUUAAAUUGAAAAUACUGGCUUUUUAUAGAAUUACUACUUGUUUUGUAGACAUAAUAUGGGCUGAUUCUAAUAUGGACCGAUUUUUCAAUCGCCAAACUUAGAAAUCAGUUUUUGCAUACAUAAUAUCCAUAGGGCAAAAACAUAUUUCAUUAAUUCAUUCUUCAGAAAAUUUACAAAACAUAACAUACUUUCACAAAAUAUUUGGUGAUUGAAAAAUCGACGCUUGGUAAAACUUUAUUCUAUGCAAAUAGGCAUCAAAUGCUUUGCAAUUUAAUUGCGAAAAUUGUAUGAUCAUUUAAAUAUUGAAUAUUCUAAUUGAUAUGUGAUACUUAUUUUUGUUAAGGCCAUAAAUAUGUGCCUAUGUCUACUGUUUAUUAAAAUAUUGUUGAUAAAAA